AUGUCCCACUUCGCAGUGCCAGGCGCAAACAAGCCCUACAGAACUCAACCACAACCAAGUGGCAUGUCCUUAAAGCCUCGAUAUGGACGCUUGUAUCUCCCUCUUGUCGCUGCGAUAGGUCUCGGAUUCGCCGGAUACAACUAUUAUAGUGAAGCGAAGGACCGACAUGAGAUUAGGAUGCGCGAGGAGGAGAAACGACUAGCGAUGAACAGACAACUUAUGGACGCUUAUGGGAGUAAGGACAGCCUGACUGAUAUGCAACAGGCCCUUGAUGAGUAUCAUCGUCGGGCAUGA
Molecule: messenger RNA, 294 nt
Organism: Penicillium angulare
Lineage: Eukaryota; Fungi; Ascomycota; Eurotiomycetes; Eurotiales; Aspergillaceae
Exons: 3
Coding region: 1-294 (97 amino acids)
Source: RefSeq, a predicted model, not a curated record